AUGGCCUCUGCCGUGGAAGAUGUAGAGGACCAGUCCCUGGGCCUUGCCAUCUUCUUCGGCAGAGCCAAUUCCGCCGUCAGGGUCACCCGCCGCGCCAGCAACACCCACGGCGAGGGGCCCAGCAGCGGGCGCGGCCGGCGGCCCCGGCGCAAGGCACCGUCACAGGGGGCCAUCGCGGCCGCGUCUGCCUGGCUGAAGGAAGAGGUGUUUGGCGGCGACCGGGCCAGGAUGGAAAAGGCGGUGAUGCGCCGGCCGUCGCUCCUCCGGCACACCCUCGACGCGUUCCACGCCAGCCUGGCAGCCCUGGUGCAGCUGUUUGGCAGCGCAGACGCCGCCCUCACGGCCGUGCGGAGGUACUCGGACCUCUUAAUCGGGGACGCCUCCAUACUCCCCCACAAUGCGCGAGCCCUGGCUCAGCUUCUGGACCUCGCCGACGACUCGCAGCUCGCUCGCCGGCUCCUCCGCCACCCCCGGCUGCUGCACAUGUCGCCAGAGAGCCUGCGGGCCAAGCUGGAGCGCCUGGCCGCGGGCCUGGGGAUGGGGCUGGAGGACGCGCGGCUGAUGUGCAGGACGCAGCCGAGCCUGCUGGGACUGAGGACUGAGGGUGUCGUCGCCAAGGCGAACCUCAUCAAGUCCUACCCAGUGAUCGGCGCCAGCCUUUCCCCUGCCUACCUCGCCAGGCUCCUGGUCCUGGGCCGCGCCCGCCUCGCCCGCCUGGAGUACCUGGCGACAGAGUGGGCGGCGGCCAACCCGGGGGCCAGGCUGCUGACUGCCGGCACUGUCCUUGGGAUGCCUCCUGACAAGUUUGAGGAGCGCUGGCGAGGCUUCAGGCCAUGGCUGGAGGCCAAUGCGGCAUACCCCUAG
Messenger RNA from Monoraphidium neglectum, 864 nucleotides. RefSeq lists its product as hypothetical. The record is from RefSeq and is a predicted model, not a curated record. Lineage: Eukaryota; Viridiplantae; Chlorophyta; Chlorophyceae; Sphaeropleales; Selenastraceae. The transcript has 4 exons. Bases 1 to 864 code for a protein of 287 amino acids.